AUGAGUUCAUAUACUCAAUCCUAGUUUACUAUUUCAGAUAAAUAAUUGAUUGAUUUUACUAAACAAUAGGCAAACUCAGAUUCUGAAGAGGAUGAAGCAUGUUAAUCAUUGUUAUUAAUGAAUAAUAAGGAUUAUAAAAAAUAGAAGAAAAAUAUUGAUAUUGAGUUAAUAAAAUCUGAAUUAAAUCAUUUGCCACCAAUAACCUUUAAUGAUUAACAAAAAAAAUAUAGUAAAUAAUUUUAGAGACCAAAUGUGAGAUCAUUGUCGAAUACUUUCAUUCCAACUUCUCCAAUAUUAAUUGAAUAGUUAGGAUAAGUAAAAGCUAUCAGGAAUAUGAAAGAAUAAAUUCCACCUGAAAUAAUGCAUAAAGUAUAUACUUAGUUAAGGUAUCUAAUUAAAUGGAAGUUAGAUAUUAAUAUUGUCCAGGAUAUAAUUUAGUGUAUAGAUAGGGAGACUAAAAUAAAUAUUUUUAUAUAAUACUUGAUGGAAGAUGUGCAGUAAUGAAACCUAAGGAAAAGAUGGUAGGAAUGCAAAGUUUAUAAAUUGAGUUAGAAAAAGAAAAUAAAUAAAUUGUUGAUCCCUAUGGAUUAAAGAAUUUAUUUCCAGAUUAUAUGAUAAUGAAAAUGCUUUUUUCAGGAGAGUAUAAUAUUAAUUGAAAUUUUGAUAGUUCAUUUGGAGAAGUUGCGAUCAAAUUAGAAAGUUCAAGAGCUUCAACAGUCAUUGCAGUAGAAAAUACUCAUCUUUUAUAUAUGAGUGAGGCUGCAUAUGUUUAAUUAUUGGAUCCAUACUUAAGUGAAGCAUUGGAAGAAAAAAUAAAAUAUUUUAAAAAAAAUAUACUUUUUUCAACUGGUGAUUCUGAUUUAAAUGAAAUUAUGGGAAUUUUAUUAGAAUGUCAUAAAAUAACAUAUAAAGCAGGAGAAAUUAUAUAUGAUGAAGGAAACAAAUCAAGUUAUUUAUAUUUUAUAAUAAAUGGAGAAGUUGAACUUUNGAACUUAGAGGUUUCUUAAAAGAUAAUUAAAAUGUUAGUUAAAAUAUAGGAAAAUCUGCAGAAAACAUUUAAAAAUAAAUGUGAAAUAAAUAAUAAUAUAUUAGAAAAAGUUAUAAUACAUUUUAAUUCAUAUAUAGAGAAUUAAUGAGUUCAUAUACUCAAUCCUAGUUUACUAUUUCAGAUAAAUAAUUGAUUGAUUUUACUAAACAAUAGGCAAACUCAGAUUCUGAAGAGGAUGAAGCAUGUUAAUCAUUGUUAUUAAUGAAUAAUAAGGAUUAUAAAAAAUAGAAGAAAAAUAUUGAUAUUGAGUUAAUAAAAUCUGAAUUAAAUCAUUUGCCACCAAUAACCUUUAAUGAUUAACAAAAAAAAUAUAGUAAAUAAUUUUAGAGACCAAAUGUGAGAUCAUUGUCGAAUACUUUCAUUCCAACUUCUCCAAUAUUAAUUGAAUAGUUAGGAUAAGUAAAAGCUAUCAGGAAUAUGAAAGAAUAAAUUCCACCUGAAAUAAUGCAUAAAGUAUAUACUUAGUUAAGGUAUCUAAUUAAAUGGAAGUUAGAUAUUAAUAUUGUCCAGGAUAUAAUUUAGUGUAUAGAUAGGGAGACUAAAAUAAAUAUUUUUAUAUAAUACUUGAUGGAAGAUGUGCAGUAAUGAAACCUAAGGAAAAGAUGGUAGGAAUGCAAAGUUUAUAAAUUGAGUUAGAAAAAGAAAAUAAAUAAAUUGUUGAUCCCUAUGGAUUAAAGAAUUUAUUUCCAGAUUAUAUGAUAAUGAAAAUGCUUUUUUCAGGAGAGUAUAAUAUUAAUUGAAAUUUUGAUAGUUCAUUUGGAGAAGUUGCGAUCAAAUUAGAAAGUUCAAGAGCUUCAACAGUCAUUGCAGUAGAAAAUACUCAUCUUUUAUAUAUGAGUGAGGCUGCAUAUGUUUAAUUAUUGGAUCCAUACUUAAGUGAAGCAUUGGAAGAAAAAAUAAAAUAUUUUAAAAAAAAUAUACUUUUUUCAACUGGUGAUUCUGAUUUAAAUGAAAUUAUGGGAAUUUUAUUAGAAUGUCAUAAAAUAACAUAUAAAGCAGGAGAAAUUAUAUAUGAUGAAGGAAACAAAUCAAGUUAUUUAUAUUUUAUAAUAAAUGGAGAAGUUGAACUUUCUAAAAAAAUAGAAGAUAAAAAUCUAGUUCUAUCCUCUUAUGGAGAAUAUUAAUAAUUUGGAGAAGUUGAAAUUUUGAAUAAGGUUCAUAGAUUCACAAAAGCUAGAGUUAUAUCACCUAGAUUGAAUGUUUAUAAAAUAAGAAAAAAUAAGUUCUUUAAUAAUUUAGGAAAUUUUUUAGUGUAUGAAAAUAUGAAGAAAAAAUCAAAAACAAUUUAUUAACAUUGGAAUUUAAUUUAUUAAUCUGCAAUAACAUAAAUAAAUGAUAAAAAUUAUGUAAUAGUACCAUUUAAUAUAGGCUUAUUUACAUGUUGAGAAAAAAAGAACAUCAUAGAAAAGGAAAAAGUAUCAUUCAUCUAAUCAUAAUAUGAGUUAAGUUAAAGUAUUUCAAAAUAUAACAGAAUCAGGAAUAAUAAAUGAUGAUUCUUGUGAAUUAUUAAUGGAAGAAAAAGGAUAGAGAGUUUUUAGUAAUGCUCUUCAAUAAUAGUAAUAGAAAUUAAAGAAAUUUGGAAAUCAAAAUUUUGAAUCAGAGACUAAAUAAAUUAGAGAACAGUAUUUAAAUACUUAAAUUAUUAAGUACAUACAUUGAUGAGAGAGUAGUUCCUAAAUUAAGAUAAAGAAAGGAUGAAAAAUUCUCUUUUCAUGCUAAAUUACCUAGUAUAAGUCCUAAUAAAAUACUACCUUAAAUGAAUUUAGAUCAAGUUCUAGAUUCUAUAACAAGAUUACCAAAAGUGCCUUAAGACAAUUUAGUACUUUCCUUAAUGUAUCAAGAAGCUUACAAAUCUAAUAAUCCCGAUAAAAAGGCAAGACAAGUUCAAUAGCUUAUUUAAGCUUCAUUCAAAAAAGUCUAAAAAUAUUAAACUUCAAAAGAGCCAUUAAAUAAUUAAUCUAGAUUUAAAUCUACAGAUUCUUUAUUGAAGAAUCUUAAAAUUAAUGAAAGUCUAGAAGUUAAAAAGGAAAAAGUAGAUUAUUUAAAUUUUGUUCAUCCAAAAAAAAUAUUUUGA
This is a messenger RNA of Paramecium sonneborni, 3122 nucleotides long. NCBI's taxonomy places the organism in Eukaryota, Ciliophora, Oligohymenophorea, Peniculida, Parameciidae. The record is from the annotation of a GenBank genome assembly.